AUGUCUGAACUUGAAGGAAAAUCUGCUCACAGUAGCAAACAAACACCCUCAAGGCCAAGUUGGUCAGCCAAGGAUACAGAAACCAUCAAAAGUUUGGUGGCUGAUCAUCCCAAGGCAGAUUGGGAGGCACUUCAAAAAAUAAUCAAGAAUGGAGAUGGGAAAAAUAUCGCCGAUAGGGAAACAUUCACUGGUGAACAAUGGAUGGCCUUGUGUGCAGAACGAGCUUCCAAAGACCCGUCUCGAAGAACCUACGAUGCCAUUUGUACAAGACAUUUUCCAAAACUUGUGAAGAAACCUCUCGAAGUAAAGUAUGGAGAAUUGACUGCCGAGGAUAAAAGAAAGUGGGUGGAGAAAUAUAAGUCGCAAUCUACCACCGGGGGAUAUGCUUUGGAUUUGAAGGACUCAAAGACUUCCGAAUAUGUCUAUGCCACUUAA
This is a messenger RNA of Botrytis fragariae, 435 nucleotides long. RefSeq lists its product as uncharacterized. The coding region runs from base 1 to 435 and encodes 144 amino acids. The transcript is spliced from 3 exons. The record is from RefSeq and is a predicted model, not a curated record. NCBI's taxonomy places the organism in Eukaryota, Fungi, Ascomycota, Leotiomycetes, Helotiales, Sclerotiniaceae.